Molecule: messenger RNA, 1101 nt
Organism: Pimephales promelas (fathead minnow)
Lineage: Eukaryota; Metazoa; Chordata; Actinopteri; Cypriniformes; Leuciscidae
Gene: fibina
Product: fin bud initiation factor a
Source: RefSeq, a predicted model, not a curated record
CAGUGAGGUCAUUUGAGAGCGCGUAAAAGCGCACGGGACUCAGAUUACAGCCUUGAGCGUCUCCUCUAGUGCGCAUACUCGCAUGAGGAGUUCCAGAUGUGGACAUCGUCUCCGUCAGGUCAGUCAGACCUUCGGAGUGGACAGAAGCUGUCUAUCAUGUUAGCCUUCACACUCGGUCUGUUUUUAUUGCCGCUCUGCGCUACGGUCUACACGGGACCUUUACUCCCCGAAAUGUCCAACGGGACUUUUCACCACUUCUUCGUCCCGGACGGCGAUUACGAGGAGACCGAAGACCCGGAGAAAUGCCAGAUGCUUUUCAAAUGGAUCGACCGCAGACCAUGUCCACUGGAAGAAGACCAGGACUCGCUCAUUCGAGAGGAUUUUAUCAUCGUUAAACAGCAGAUUGAAGACGCAGCGCGCGUUCUGGAGAGCCUUGGGAAGAGCAUUUCCUACGACCUGGACGGUGAGGACAGUUACGCGAAAUACCUGAAGAGGGAGAUUGUGCAAAUCAGCGAUGCGUUUACAAACGUGGAGAAAUCUCUUCUGGAGUUGGAGACGAAAUUCAAGCAAAGCCAGGAGAUGGAGCAAAGAGAGGAACAUGAGUUCACCAAUAACUUUAUCAACCCCAUGUAUAGUGUGAGGGACACCCUGCAAGAAACCCUGGACAUCUCCUCCGGACUCAAGGAUAAACAUGAGCUCAUCUCUCUGAUCAUUCGGAGUCAUGGGUCGAGGUUGAGCCGACUGAAAAAUGACUACCUGAGUGUUUAGACUCACAGAUAUUCUGGACAGACUACAGUCCAACUUGGGUUGUUAUUGCAUCUCUGUUAAAUUCUUUAAAUUUCCCAUGCAUGAAACUCUCUUUUGAGGUUCCUUCACUCAUAAAAAUAAAGCAAAAUUCAAUAGUGGAGAACCAUUUUGGAUUAGGGUUUCUUUAUAUAUAUAUAUAUAUAUAUAUAUAUAUAUAUAUAUAUAUAUAUAAACUUAAAAAAAGUAAUGCCAAUUCAGAUGUAUUAACAUGUAUUAGCAGGUACCUCUAUAAACCUCCAAAAAUGUUUGAUGUGUCUGUAAAUGUAAAAUACAGAAGUCUUAUUUCUGAAAACA